Molecule: messenger RNA, 17454 nt
Organism: Xyrichtys novacula (pearly razorfish)
Lineage: Eukaryota; Metazoa; Chordata; Actinopteri; Labriformes; Labridae
Source: the annotation of a GenBank genome assembly
CAGCGAGAAGUGAAGUCAAACCACCUUGCUGCUCCUCCAGCCUGCCAGAGCAGAUCAGAGGCACCGGUAAUAAUCAGCGGUGUGAGGAUUAUGACUACAAGUAACCCCACCGAAAACAGCGCGCUAUAACUGUCACACCCGACUUUUCUAACAAGCUAAAACCGUAGCUGUGCGUUUUGUUAUUUUUCUACGUCAAGCUGAAGAUAACUGUAUUGCUAUAUAAAGCGUUUGUAUAUCGGGGAAGAUGUCAGUGGUGGGGUUUGACUUGGGAUUUCAAAGCUGCUAUGUAGCUGUAGCCCGAGCCGGAGGAAUCGAGACAGUCGCUAAUGAAUACAGCGACAGAUGCACACCGUAAGUAUCUUGAUCUAUACAUUUUAACUUUUAAAGAAAAGACUAAAUGUGUGGUCGUUUUUUUGCCUCACCGGUGUCAGUGCAGUGCACGUGAAUGCCGCUUCAAUGCCCAGCUAACCUGUAGUUAGCCUUAUGUCUACCACUCUGACGGUUUAUGAUAAUUAAAAUCCUCUUCUCUAAGUUAAAUAUGUGGAAAUUUUCUUUACGUUUACAUGCUUAACGUAUAACAAAUAGGAACCACCCUUAACUUGACAGCUCGCUCUAACGGAGCUAACUAGCUAAGCUCCCGUUUUUUUUUCUCUUAACGGCACUCUGCUAUGUUUGGCGUUUGUUUUUGGUUGCCAGUCGUACACAAGCGGGCGGUAACGACUACAACUCAUUUGAAUUCGAUAGCCCCGACUCAACCGGCGUGCCCCGGGUGUCAAACCGAGCGCCUUACACUAUGUCCUAUACGAUGACGACAUCAGCCAAUCGCCCGUUGGAAUAUUCUAGCAAUUUUAACGCUUCAGAAAGAGUUUAACGAGUUACACUCAAUGUGUUUAUUAUUUAUUUAUUCGAAAACAUACAUAUGUAUACGAAAGUUUUUAUGACGAGCUAUAUUUUCUUUGUUUUUAUGGCCUGAAGCGGCACACUUUGUACCUGCAGUGGAUGCAUUUACUGUAGAUCCUGUUACUGAAUGUAUACCAUAGACCAGUGGUUCUCAACUGGUCUCACUCUGGGACCCACAUUUUUCCAUGGUCCUUAAGUUGCAACCCACUUUUAUAACAUGCAAACCAAGAAUUUAUUUAUUUUUAUUAAAAAAGAAAAUCAAAGACUUAAAGGUGGGGUAGGCGGGAUUCCGUUAAAGAAGCAUCUUUUUUGUACAAAAUUUACAAAAAAGCUUUUAAUAUCAGUCAGUAGCUAUUAGUUAUUGAUAACAUUUGGCAAUAUAACAAUAUCGCUGUGUUUUGUUAUGUCUGUGUAGUCAACAUUUUAAUUCUUUUGAGGGGCCACUCUCUGUGACUGUAAACAAAGCCGUUCUCCACCUUCCCAAACCAAACGAUGAUUUCGUCAUCGUCAACGAAAACAACACUGUACUGGAGACUCUGGCAGAAUAACGGGCGCUUAAAAAGACGGGCAAGAGCUAAGACUCUGGGUCAACAUCAGCAUAAACAUUGGGGAACGCUUCGAGAUCUUUGUGACCCUGUAACCUUUCUGCUGGACAGGCAAACCGCUCUAACAAAGUAAGCCAAGUGUCUGUUACAGGGUUGGGAGGGGUAGUGUUUACAUUCAAGAUUUUUUCCCAAAAACUGGCACUUCCUCAGAUCCUGCCUACCCCACCUUUAAAUCUUCAACAUAAAUACACUGAUUUUAUUGAGUACAGUGCUUUUCAGAGAACAUUAACUGCGGACGACAGCUACUAAAGUUGCAUAUACAGAAAAUAUCAAAAUGCACAAAAUGGAGACCAGCAAAAUGAAAAAUUUGACUUACAUGCAUCUCUGCAUUCAGAGCAUAUUCAGAAGCACCCGAGGAGGACAUGCAACAGCAUGGACAAAGGUGAAUAAAUAUCAAAUAAAGACCAAUAAAAAAAAUCAUGUAUUUUUACUGCAUUCAGGCCACAUUAAUAAGAAACCGAGGAGGACUAUAGCAUAACACUUGCCUUUUAAAAUAAGGUACUUUUCAAAAUAAAAGACAUGUCAAACAUUAGAUGUGCAUUAAAUAUUUACUUUUUUGACCAGCUGUUCACGGCCCAUCUAGAACGUGUCCAUGACCCACUUUUGGGUCAGGCAACACCAGUUGACAACCACUGCCAUGGACUGUAUGUAUUAUACCUAUGAGUUAGAGGAAAUUUCACUGGGACUUUUGCCAUCAUUCAUGAAUUGCUGACAUGUGUGCACGUACUUAUACAGAUAUUGUUACAGAACUAAAAGGUAGGACUGCGUACAACAAAGUAGUAGACUAUAUAUUUAUCUUUAUUCAACUUAUAGAGAUGAUUUGGGAUCCAACCAAAUGAAUUGUUCAUGAAGGAAUCUACAAUCAUGGUUUAAGUGACAACAACCAAUUCGUCUUGUCUUCUUGUUGUAGGAAGUCAAAGAGAAUACGUUUAGUAAACUUACAAUCAAUGAAAGACGAUUUUUUUUUAAACAAUUACCUCAAGUUGCUUUAUUAUAAACAUACAUUUCUUUUAUAGGUCUUACGUUUUCUUUAACUUGGAGAUAUGUAUUGUUAAAUGGAAACAAAGGAUUACGCGAGAUUCAUUAGCUGACCGGAGACAAACUAAUUAAGGCAUAGUAUAGGCAGAUCUGGUGUGAAUUCUAACUUUAAAACCCAUAUAUUUACUCAAAUAUCACAAUUAUAUAAGUACUUACAUUUUCUGAUUACUGUUACUGAAUACUGAAGAUAGGCCUCCUACUCUUCUUCCACAACAGUGUUCCUUUACAGUUUGAGACUGGUCAAUUAAAAUGCAGAGUCCUUUCUACUAUAUUGUGUUGUGGGUGUAUUAUAAAUACAGAAUUUAAAUAUCUUUGAAACCAGUCUUUACAAUCAAAAAGUGUUGAAUAUGCAUUCAAGAAGUGCUACUGAAAGCUCGCCUACAGCUGCCUUUGAGUAACUCUGAGGAUGUUCCCAGCUUUCUCUUGUGUAUUUUCUUCCUUUAGAUCAUUUUAGUGCUUUGCUAGAUGUCCCUGUUUUUUUCUGCACAUCUCAUCACUAAAAAUAAGCUUAAGAACAUCACAGCUUUCAGCUUACCAAUUCUCUCUCCGGAGUCAUAAUGUGGCUGAGUGCAUGUUAAGCCAAUGUUCAUCAAAAGCCAGCUGCGUUGACCCCUCUUUGACAUCUCUAACUGCGUGAAGAUUGUAGCGCUGACAUUUGUGUGUGAAGUGAUGAUGGCUUACUGUGGUACAAGUUUACUGGCUACCUCGCAUUGGGUUCAUACUGUGGUUGUAAACUGUCAAAGAUGGGUCUAUUUCUGCAUUUGGAGAUAUAGAAAAGGAUAAUAACCUCUGUUUGGAACAAAUUAUUACAAUAGCUGAGACCAGUUUUACACCACCCUAAACAAGCAGUCGGAUUUCACUGGGAAACAGUCUCAGCUUCAUGUGGGUUGGGCUCUGAAUUGUUGUGUGAUGCGUAGACACAAGACCAUGUAAUCCCUUAAUUGGUAUUUAAGAGGCAUCUGACAAGAUUUGGGGUGUAUUCACCAAAGGGAGAAUGAUACAGCAUGUCCUCAGAGAACAACUAGUGUACCCUUGCUUAGGAAGUGAGGCAUGUAUUUAUUUGAUCAAUUUUUUACAGUUCACUUUUCUACCAUAAGUGUCGAAUCACAAACAGUGUGAUUAACUCUAGGGCCCGAUCAUCUGGAUUUGGUGGCCGAUGCCGAUACCAACUACCAAUUAAUCGGCAAAUUUUUUAAUAUUUUUAUGAAAUUAUAAAAAAAAUAUUUACUGUUGGUAUCUUCAGUUUAGUAUAUAAUGUAAUGUGACCGAGACCAGCACAGCGGGGAACAUCGUGAAGUGGGUUGAACUGAAGCUUGUUGACUUAUUGUGUAUUUCACAAACUGGUUAAUUUACCGUUGAGGUGGACCACUCUCCUCCGUGCGUCCCUGAGCUGCCUGCUUUAGAUCCGUCACUCUGCUGUGCUGUGAGGUAGUUAGUGGAUGAAGAUUGUCAUGAGGUCGCUGCGCCAACUACAGGAUAAGUCGGGGAAAUUAGCAUUUCAUUUCUGAAAAUAUCAGCGAAAAUCUGCGAGUUUUUGCCGAUUACCGAUCAGUCUCAAACGGUCUAAAACGGGCCCUAAUUAACUCGUCUUGCUCUGGUGAGUUGACUUUUCCUCCUGGUGUCUUUCAGGUCAUUUGUAUCAUUUGGACCAAGAAAUCGGGCCAUAGGAGCAGCUGCAAAGAGCCAGGUAAGACCAGUCCAGUAACCCAGCUGAUACAUUACAAAAAAUAAUAGUAAUAAGAUAAAUGCCAAGUUUUAUUACCAUUAUGUCAACUCAAAGUUCUUUUAUGUUUCUUACAUUUUGACCAGGUGGUGACCAACUGUCAGAACACAGUGCAGGGUUUCAAGCGGUUCCAUGGCAGGGCAUUUUCAGACCCGUACAUCCAGUCAGCCAAAACUAACUUGGUGUAUGACUUGGCGCAGAUGUCCUCUGGAUCCACCGGAAUCAAAGUAAGAUUUUUUUUUAAAAAUAAAAGUUUCCUUCUGCUGUUUUGGUACUGACAUAACCUAGGGUGGUGGCAGAGAGAGAAAACAUUCCCAAAGUUCUUUGAAAGUACACAAAUGACACAACUUGGCUGGCACACAAACCCAGCCUGGCGUGUUUGUGUCCCAGUGGAGAUAAUUAAAGUAAGUCCUGAAGACAAAAUCGAGCAGAAGACACAACAAAUUGAGAGAAAUUAAAUCAAACUGCUGGUGGCUGCAUAUUCCGUCCCUGCUCUCAAGAGUUUUCUAAUUUCAUUUUGACUCAGUACAUAUUUACGGUGGUUAUAUGAUGUUGGGACCUGUGAUUUUAGUUUUAUGUAUACUUAACUCAUUUAAACACAUCACAAUAUCCCUUUUCCCAAUUAUAAUAACGAAAGAAUAGUUUGUAUUCUCUGUAAAGUUUGUAUUUUAAUCUGUAAACUUAAACAACUGUCUUUUUGUUUUUGUCAACACCAGGUGAUGUAUAUGGAAGAGGAGAAAGUGUUCAGCAUUGAGCAGGUCACUGGCAUGCUGCUGACCAAGCUGAAGGAGACUGCUGAAAGUGCACUGAAAAAACCCGUGGCAGACUGCGUCAUUUCGGUAAGCAGUUGUGCAGACAAGCGCGGCUUUCACAGCUUUAGUUGUGUGUUCAAGAAUCCGUGCAACUACUUGAAUAGAUUUGUCACUGCAUGAGUUUUAUUGUAAAAGAUGAACACUUACAUAGGUUGGGAAAAGCAGAGAGCCAGUGGGUAUUUGAAAUCCUCACUACAUCAGAUUUACAUACUUAGUAUUCAGAGUGGCAGGAUUUGCAGAGCUAGUUUUGCAUUUUGGGGUAAAAAACAAAAAAAGAAAGCCUUGUUCAGUCUGCCUCGGAGGUGUUAAUGUAUCACCACCUGUUCAUGUGACAUUUUUAACUCUGUGCACUUCACCAGAUGUCUUGUCUGAAAGCCUUAUUUCCUCUCUUGCACCUUGUGGGUCUCAGAGUGGGAUGUGUGUAUGUGUGUGUGACAGUGGAGCCUUUCUUGCUGUGCUCAGUAUAUGCAUUCAGCAUCUGUUAUGUAACGUCACAGAUUUCACACACACAAAGGCUUUUGCUUUCACUGGGCUUAAAUCUACAGUUUACAUCAGCCCGAGAGACAGAUAACAUGUUAUUAUUACUGUGGCCAAUGGCUAAAUUUAGCCCCUGAGCUUUUCCACAAGGAGAUGUUUUGUUUUGGCACCCGGAGUAACUAACAUGGUAACAUUACCCAGAGAUCUUGUGAUGCAGGGGAUUUAUUUUGGACGUCUUCAGCGAUGUCUUAGUCUUAAAGGGAUAUUCCAGCGUAAAUUUAAGUUAUGAUCAAACACACCGCAACACCAAGUUAGACACCCCCCCACGAGAGAUGAAUGUUGCCGACUGCUCGCUUUUCUAGUUAUACCAACUUCAGCAACUACCGCACAAUAGCAAUACACAGCGAUCUAUGUCUCCACGUGCAAACCUCAACCAAAACGCCACUCUAUAGCCCUAAAUAAUGCUCAGAACAGCACCUAACUUCAUCAACAGAACAUAUAGGGUCCUAGCCAUAGUACUAGCCAUCAAACAUCUUUUUUCAUUUCAAUGAAGUAAUAAUCAUAAAUGUUCUUCCUUAAGCUGUGAAACUCCGGUGUUUUUCCCGGCUAUUUCACGUCUUAGCCCACCACAUCUAAAAAUACCUCAAAUUAGGGGAUUGAGGAUGUGACAUUGCCUGCGUCUGAGCAGAAAACAAUAACAACGCAACUAAGCGAUUUCGUCUCGUCUCAUUUUAGUGAACGAAAAUGAAAAGACAUUUAAGCAGGGUUUUUAUUUGGUGAAUCACAUUUAGUCUCGAUUAUUCAUCAACAAUCUUGUAUUAUAUAUUAAGUUAUAGUUAUUGUCACAAGACCGCCAUCUAUGUUUCGUCCCGUCUUGUUUUGAUAAAGGUUCGUUGACGCCGAUAUUUCGUUGUAAUUCUCAUUGAUGAAAGCAACAUUACUGCUGUGUAUUGCUAUCGUGCGGUCGAUGUUGGUAUAACUAGAGAACAACAUUCAUCUCUCGAGGGGGUGGGUGUUAUGGUGUUUGACCAUGACUUAAAUUUACGCUAGAAUAUCCCUUUAAUGUCAGGUUUUUGUUUGUGAAUGUAUAAUAUGCUGAUUAUUGGUUCUAGUGAGGCUAUCCAUUUUAUUACUUAAAAUACAUCAAUGUUAAGACUGCGAUGUUUUCACUUCCAAGGUCCCCACCUAUUUCACCGACGCUGAGAGAAGGUCUGUCAUGGAUGCAGCUCAGAUCGCAGGCCUCAACUGUCUACGGCUAAUGAAUGAGACCACAGCAGGUACAUUUUGACACAGCUCACUCUCAACACAAUCCCCCAAAACGUGUCCUGUAAGAGACGUUUGAUAAAGGCAGCUUUAAGCUAUCUUGUAUGAGACAUGUUUUCUUUUUUUUUGUCUUGGAGCAGUUUCUCCUGUCAAAUGAGCUCUGAGAAAGUGUUUAGCUGUCCACGUCUAGCCAAGCAUAUGACCAAAUGUAGCCUGUGAGUCAUGGCUGAGCAGAAUUACCCAGGGUUGAGACAUGCCAGAGCUAUAAAUCUAUGAAAACAUGAUACAGCAGAGCGACAGUAUAUUUUCAGAAACAUGCUGCAGCUUGCAAAUCAUGAUUUAGUCAUUUUCAUGAGAUACAGUGUAGACAUGUACAACAGGGCCUGUGUUUAGUUUCUAUGCAUUCACAGCAUGUUAGAUAACAUACAUGUUAAUAACCUUUUCUGACAGUUCACACCCGUACACACGUUUUUGUUGCAGUGACCCUCGCAUAUGGCAUCUACAAACAGGACUUACCAGCACCCGAAGAGAAGCCCAGGAUAGUGGUGUUUGUCGACGUGGGCCACUCAGGUUACCAGGUGUCAGUUUGUGCCUUCAACAAGGGAAAGCUCAAGGUGAGUGAUGAAUAAUUUGUGCUCGUUUUGAAAAGAGACUCUGAAAAGAGAAAUAUAUGAAGACGUGCAUGAACUGACCUUCAAGCUGGUGAAGAAGAUACCAAGGUUUUCUUAAAGCACUCUUCAUGCUAACUGUCUUUCUUUACAGCGUUUUCUUAAAAAUCAAGAAUAAAACAUAUAAACUGAAAUCUUAUGAUUGUACUUAAUAUUUUGCUGCUUAUAGAUCAAGGAUUUUGUUUCUUGAUAUCGAGUGAAGACAAGAAAGUUAACUCAUUCAGUGCCAUUGAUGAAUUUGGACAGAUUUUUCAGUUUUUUUGUUUUCCCCCAGAGGUCGCUUCUUCCAAACAUGUGGCUAAGUUUGGGGUCGUUCUGAACGCAGAAAAGCCGACAAAUACAUCAUAAUCAUGUUACAACAACAAAAAUAAGUACUCGCCAGUGAGAAGUGUGCCAGUUAGCCCAGUUGUGGAGUGUUUUUUUCUCUAUGAGGAGAGUAUGAAAACGCCAAGAGAAAUUAGCCAAGAGUUAACGGUCUCCGUGCAUCGGCUCCCGUGGGCGCAGUGCUACCGUCUCUGGAUCCAGUGGAGAUCCUGGUACCUUCAAAUCGUCAGCUAACAAUUAACGAAACAAUUUUCCGGCGUGUCAUUGUGCCGUCAGUGCUGGUACUGGUGAGCGAGACUGAGCAGUCAAUGGUGUAAAAUUGCAUAAAUAAACCUGGCACUGAAUGAGUUAAUUUAUUCAAAAAACGUCUUUAAAAGUAGACGUGUGUAUCUUUUAUUUGCCACCUCUCUUCAUAUCUUCCUUCUUCUCCUCCACCAUCAGGUCCUCGCCACAGCCUUUGAUUCAGAGCUCGGCGGGAAGGACUUUGAUGACAUCCUGGUCAGUCACUUCUGUGAGGAGUUUGGGAAGAAGUACAAGCUGGACGUCAAGUCCAAACCCAGAGCCCUCGUCCGACUCUACCAGGAGUGCGAGAAGCUGAAGAAGCUGAUGAGCGCAAACUCCUCAGACCUGCCUCUCAACAUCGAAUGUUUCAUGAAUGACAUUGAUGUUUCAAGUAAACUCAACAGGUGGGUUUGAAGUUGAAGAUAAGUCCCGCGAUUACCUAGUUUUUUGUGUGGAAAUUUAUGAAUAAUCUUUGACCGCGUGUCCCCAGAGGCCAGUUUGAGGAGAUGUGCGCGGGGCUGCUGGCUAAGGUCGAGGCUCCUCUUCGCAGUGUCAUGGAACAAACCAGUGAGUAGAGCUGACUUCAAAAGCAGCUGGACUGUCCCACAUCUGCAUGUGUGAAGUUACGUGAGCUUCCCUCAGGCUGCACAGCUGCUCUCCUACCUCACCUCAACCUCUUCUUUUCUUUCCCUCUCUGCAUUCAACUAAAUAAACCGUAGUGCCUGUGUUGGUCGUUGGUAAUGCCCGUGCAAACACCCAUGUGGCUUUACUUAACACAGCUGUACUGUUUGCUGUCUUAUUUCCGUAAUAUCAGUGUUUAUGACCAGAUCUGUAAACUCCUAAUAUGCCUGUUUUGUAUCAUCCUUGUCUUCUGUACCCAGAGCUGAAAAAGGAGGAUAUCUAUGCAGUGGAGAUCGUCGGAGGUGCAUCCAGAAUCCCUGCCAUCAAAGAGAGAAUCAGUAAAUACUUUGGCAAAGAGCUGAGCACCACCCUGAAUGCAGAUGAGGCUGUGGCCAGAGGCUGCGCUCUGCAGGUACAGCUCACCUGGCACGACCAACAGUUUCAGUCCUGUUAAUGACUCACGCAGCAGACUCACUCGCUGGCAGCUGUGGUGAUAAAGUGGGAGGAGAUGUUGAAGGAUAAGUGUUAAAACAUGGGCAUGUGCUUUUGUUAAAAGCUGCUUUUCUUCUCUUUUAAUGGAUAUGAAAAAUGCCAAAACCUUUCUUUGAUUUCCUUUUCAGAAAAUAAUAACUUUCUUUCUAAAUGUUCGGAAAUGUAAUAUUGUGUUUGAGUCAUAAUUUCUUUCUGUUUUGCCGAAAAGAAAGGAACUUUAGGAUGAAGCUUUAAACUGUAAUAACUUGUGUAAUGUUUUCUCCUCCUCAGUGUGCGAUCCUGUCACCAGCAUUUAAAGUCAGAGAGUUCUCCAUCACAGAUGUUGUCCCCUACCCCAUCUCCCUAAAGUGGAACUCAGCCGCAGAGGAGGGACUGAGGUAAGAUUUUGUUUUUGCACAGGAACAUCUUAAUCGGAGUUUAGAUGGCUCUUUGCUGGCUGUCUGUGUCACACUGAAAGAAUAGGAGGAAUCAUUGCAUAUUGGAACUUUGUACAAAUGGUAAAGAGACUGUAUUGACGCCUCAGUAUGGAGACACCAGGACCUGAAAUUGAAGGAUACCGCCACAUAAUUUUAUCAGGUGUCAGCAUGAAGUUGUUCCUUGUGGACUGAGGUUUUAGGAGGAAAGCCUUGUUGUAUUAAUUAACAUGUCUGGGGUCCUGUUACCGUACCAGUAUUGUUUGUACCUCUAUAUCCUAUAUUUUAAUUAGUCUGUUAUGAAAUAGUUCCCAACAGUAUUAGUUAGAAUUGUUUUGAUUGGCUCUCAUUAGGGCUGGGCGAUAUGGCCUCAGAUCAAUGUCACGAUAUAUUGAGCAGUUCACCUCGAUAACGAUAAAUAGACGAUAACUACUCCACAAGCUGCUCACCCCCUCCCACAUUAACUUUGUCUACUUCAGCCGCAACAACUUUUGAACCGUCCUCCAUCUCCUCACCUGUCUUUCCCUCUUUGUUACGGACUGGAUGGGGUGGAGUCAGGUCUGAGACAUGAGACCAUAGCCUACCUACACACAUCCAAAACCAACUUUCAUUUAUUUAUUGUUUUGACACCGAUUAUAUUGACAUGGGCAAAAUGACGUUGUUGGGUUAUUGUCGUAAAUUUUCAGUAAUUUUCAGUUUAUCGCCCAGCCCUAUGUAGCUCUCAUUAAAAUAACCUCCUCAAAACCUGCAUUGAAGACAGGGUUAGAAGUCUAAAUGUUUUUUUUCUUUUUUUCUUAUACCUCUGCUGCCACCGUCUCUUCAGAUACAUAUAUAUACUUAUAGAUUUUCUUACUUUGUGCAUCAUUUACCAAACUCUGCAUCAGUAAAAAAACCCUGAUCUUCAUCUUUGGGAUUAAACUUCAUCAACUCCUCCUCCUACUGUGUUUUGUUUUUCAGUGAUUGCGAGGUUUUCUCCAAAAACCAUGCAGCUCCCUUCUCCAAAGUCUUGACUUUCUUCAGGAAAGAGCCCUUCACCCUUGAAGCCUACUACAACAACCCAAAGGAGCUCCCCUACCCCAGCAGCACUAUAGGUACUGCCAGUUCAACAUCAGGGAUUACCCGCAAAAGAAAAGAGUUUGGAUAUGAAGUGUGGAACAGUCAUUUUAUUUCCCUGAAGAAGAAGAAAGUUAAAAACUAAUGGUGUUUUAUGUAAAAGAUUGUUUAUGGAAUAUUACUGAUUAACUUAUUAAUUUAACAUUUAACUUUUAUUACUCUUUAAGGUCCAAAAGGUCAUUUAUAACUUGGUGUGCUCCUGCUCUGUAUUGUAUUUGCCACCUGAUUUUAAUGGGUGCUGCUAUAAAUCAUUCUCACCUUUAGUCUGUAUAGUUUCAUAUAGCUGUGAAUUAUUAAGAGUUAUAAAGAUUAAAAGUAGUUUUUUAUUUUCUUUAUAGGUAGUCUCAGCCGAGCCUCCUGAGUGCAUAUGAUGACAUUAGUUUUCGACCCUAUAAGGCCAUGAAGUGCAAACUUUGACCCUCUUCUCUCACCCUAAAGGUCAGUUCUUGGUCCAGAAUGUGGUUCCUCAGGCAUCCGGUGAGAGCGCGAAGGUGAAGGUAAAAGUGCGAGUCAACGUUCAUGGCGUUUUCAGCGUGUCCAGCGCCUCACUGGUUGAGGUUUUGAAAACAGGAGAGGGGGAAGAACCAAUGGAGACGGACCAGACAGGGAAGGAGGAGGAGGUGCGUACGGUUUGUGUUGACUUUGUGUGUGAGAGAAACGUGACAGGGUGUGUGCGAGUGGGUGUGAGACGGAGAUUGGUACGAAAACGGACAGAGGAACCCCUGGGUUUAUUCUACGCUUUGUUUGCUUUGUAUUUCACUAAAGGUCUUUUUUUCCCAGAGACAGCCAGGCCACACCUUUUGUUUUAAAUGGGUAGUUAUGUCAUCAUUAUGGAAUUUAGAGAUCUUGCCUUAACAGGCUACAGACGGCUUCAAAUCCCUGCUGCUUUCUCUCCCUUAUGCUUCAUUAUCUGCUCUCAAAAGCCAAUUUUGCUUGGCACCAAGACCAGCCUCUUUCUCCCAAAUUAACGUGUUAUAACUGUCCUUCGAGAGGUUGGACGCGCCGUCAGAAACACCUGUGUGGUUAAUACUGAACUCCCAUCCUUGAAUGUGGAGAAAAACAGUCCCAGUUUUUAUCUUACACAGUCUGUACUGUGUCUUUUUCUUGUGUUAUUGUGUGUCAGAACAAAAUGCAGGUGGACCAGGAGGAUCAGAAACUUCAGACUGGAGACAACGGAGACAAGAAAUCAGAGACGGAGGAGAUGGAGGUAACCUUGUGCUGGGGGAUAAGGCGCUCGCCUUUGUGUCCAUACGCUGCACACGGAAGGAGUACACUCUUUCCUUCGAGCGCUUGGUAGAUGGCAGGAGGAAAAACCGUAACUUGUCAAAAUCCUCCUGUCCCAUGUUAACGAGAAGGCAGUGUUCGAGUUUAGGAUGUCUUUUCAAUACAAUUUUUUUUUAAAUUACCCACAAGUACAAAAACAUUUUCAGCUCCUUUACACAGAAAACAAUGUACUAAAGAUAUAAAUCAAGCCCGUGCUAGUAGAGGUGCAAUGGAUCAAAUAGUUUGGUUCAUAAAUUGACAGAAAAAGAGAUACCAGUAUUUGUAAAAUGUUCCUCUUCCUUGCUAAGCCUUUAUCAAAACUGCAUUUCAAAGCUAAAAUAGUUUUAGGAUGACAAUUUCAAUGUUGCUUUUACUUUAGAUUAUUCAAAAUAAAUCUUAAACUUCCUGUAAGGAACUUUUAACUGGAUUUGAAAAAAAUCUGGUUUCUGCUGAUGUCUCCCUGUCGGCUGCAACAACGAAUGAACCCGUCAUUGAGCACUCAGACCAGAGACGACACGUGCAUUUUUUCUCUUUAUUUUGCACGGAAAACACACAUAUGACCGUCACUACACAAACGGUGACUACGUCUUGCAGCAGGAAACUCCUGCAGACGCUGUGUCAUGCUACAGCUGCAGCCGCGGAGUAAGAAGCUCCUCCACACCGGAGACAGACAGGCAGAGCAGCUCUGUGUCACUAACCUGAGUAGUUCUGCUGCUCCACGUCUGUCUCACACUCCACGGCGGGCUGACCCAGACCCGCCUCCCAUUUUAAAUACAUCUACAAAGUUAGAGUGCCUCAAACUGCUCACAAAAAAGUUAGUUUCUGGAGCCAGAUAAGUGUCUUUACGACGAUUUGCGCUAAAACACUACCGCUUUUGUCCAUAGUGGCCGCCAAAAUCAACAGAAAAUGAAAACUCUUUCCAGCUGCUUUAACUAAACUUGUAGAUCACUCGACUCGAUUAACUUCUAGCCCUGUGCUCCAGGGGUCAUUUUAGUCGUUCCAGUCCAGGUCAACGACAUACUCUCUUAUUCUCACUCUGCACAUGUUUUAGGACUUUUACUUUGGGUAAUAACUGCGUCCACUCUCGCUGCAACCACAGUGUUUUCAGGACUGGAGUGAUGUUUGGUCUCUGAAGAAAGAAAGAACCCUCUUAGUGAAUACAUGUCCCCUUGUUGUAUCCAUGAACAUGUGUGUCCGGCUUUUGGGUUAAACUGGCAUCAUCAUAUCACUGCCAGAAUUUUUCGGUUAAUCCUAAAGGAGACUAAUUAUUGUCACCCUACUAGUGCAGUAAAAAGCAGUGAUUUGUCUGUUCUUUUUAAUUGUUUUGAACUCUGAAUUCUUCACACUCACUCACACAGUCCAAAUAUAGGCAGGGCUAAAACACACACACACGCACACAUCUUUCUCAUACUUAUCGGUACUUAUAACGUAUCGGUUUCAGAAGUCGUUAAAGCUCAUCAUAACUUUUAUUGUACAGAUUAUUUAGAAACAUAAUCACUCCAGCAGAUCCAUUGCACCACUACUCAUUUAUUCUCUUUCACAUUUAUUAUUUUAUUGAACAUUGAUAAAACACUAAUAAUCUUUCUGAGACUGAAUUUUUAAACUACUGUUAUUGAUAGCUAAUUUUCGCCAUAUCACCCAGCACAAAGGUAACCACAGUUAACUGUCCUUUGGAGCUACAUUUUUUUUUUGCACUAGAUGAUUCAUAUUCGCCAAAGGACUCUGUCGUCAUUUUCACACAUGAUAAUAACAUUAACAGAGGAUUUAGAGUUUCAUCAUUUUUCAUCAUGUGGUCACUUUUUUUUCUCAUUAGCUAAGAGCUUUCAAAGGAAGAAGUUCAAUAUAACCCGGCUAAAAACAUUUCUGAAGAGUGAAAUAACUAUUUAAAAUUCUGACACACAACCACUACAUGUAAAAUAACUCCCUGUGUAUGUAUACAUGACAAAGUUGUUCAGCCACUACAGUGAUUUGAAUGUAUCUGAUAGAAAAAAAAGGCUUCAAACCAGUUUGAUUUACUCAGAGCAGGUGUUCAUGUGUGUACGUUCAUCAUUCUAAACGCACAACAGCAGCUGUGUUUGCAGAGACUGAUUUUUAUCCCCUCUCUUUCCAGACGACGACAGACGACACCAACAAAGAGAAGAAGACCGACCAGCCCCCUCAAGCGAAGAAGCCCAAAGUGAAAACGAAGACGAUCGAGCUGCCCAUAGAGAACAAUUUGCACUGGCAGCUGUCCAGUGACGUACUAAAUAUGUUUGUAGAGAAUGAGGUAAUGCUCUAAAAAUCAACAGGAAUGUCCGGCAUGCACAAACUCAAACAGUGUGUUAGUGGAACCUGCUGGUCCGGAUCCCAUUUGGACUUUUAUUGGGAGAUUAAAAAGAAGAGUGUAAAGCAAGAUAUUUAAAUUUUAAAAACUGUACUUUAUCAGAUGACUGCAGUAACUGAAAAUGAAAGAUUUCCCAUCUUUAUUUAAUUUAACUUUAGUAUUAGUAUUAAUAUAAGAGGCUAUAAUUACUUCCCUUAGAGUAAAAUAAUCAUACAUAAGGCGCACUGUCAAUUUUUGAGAAAAUUAAAGGACUUUAAGUGCGCCUUAUAGUCCAAAAAAUACGGGAUGUGAUGUAAAGAAUUGAAAGAUAUAGAAUUAUGGGAUAAGGUUGGCUUACCUCUCAUCUUAAAUCCAUCUUUUUGUGCACUGCUUCACUUCUUUUACCCUGAUUGUUACUCCCACAGGGUAAGAUGAUCAUGCAAGAUAAACUGGAGAAGGAGCGAAACGACGCGAAGAACAAUGUAGAAGAAUACGUGUACGAGAUGAGAGAUAAACUUCACGGCGUCCUGGAGAAGUUUGUGAAUGAGGCUGUGAGUAUAGAUGAGACAAAACUUUCUUUUCUGAUUCUUAGCUGAUCUUUUUACUUUCAUUCAGUUCAAACAACAGCUUGAGUUCUGCUUUUCUGAUGUUCAUAUAAACUGUGUAUUUUCACCUGUUUGCAGGAUCGUGAUGCAUUCUCACUAAAACUGGAGGACACAGAGAACUGGCUCUACGAAGACGGAGAGGACCAACAGAAACAAGUUUACAUCGACAAACUGGCUGAACUGAAGGUAACUCGACAUGAAGCCGUUUGUGUUAUUUAGCGUUAGUGAGAAUUAUCGGUACAGCUUUUGUCAUAAAUGUCUCAUAAUUUAACAUUCUUUAUUACAGAAAGUGGGCCAGCCCAUUCAUGAGAGGUACACCGAAUCUGUGGAGAGGCCCAAAGCGUUUGAGGAGCUUGGCAGACAAAUCCAGAUGUACAUGAAGAUUAUUGAAGCUUACAAAGCAAAGGUAACACCUAGAAGUGGUUUCUCAGUAGGGACGGGCGAUAAGUUAUCGUUCACGACAUAUCGUCAGAAAAAUCCUCCAUGAUAAAUAUUUGCCAUCUCAUGACAAAUACGAUAAUGCAAGUUGAUGGCACGAGUGACGGACUCGCAGCCGUAGCCCACACAGAGCAGAAUAACAAACAAACAUGGCCGAAGGAGAAGGCGUUUCUGAGCAGCUUGUAACUGAACGAGGCUCCACAUCCGGGAUUUCCACUCAAACUUGUGGUUAAUUAUCUUAUUAGACUACUCCAACUGGUGUUCUCAAGACAAAAUGAGUCAAAAAUACAGGUUGGAGUUAUAAUUUUUUUUAUCGGGACUUUGAUUGUAAUCGCGAGGAUGGCAAAUCUUAUUGUGAUAAAUUUUUUAGCCCAUAUCGCCCAUCCCUAUUUCUCAGUUCGAUUUCACACCUAGCGUUUUGUAAUUGGUCGCUAAAUGUGUCAUGCAUCUGAUCUUAUUAAUAACGCACCUCAAAUCUUGUUUUUCAAGUGUAAAUAAACUGUAAAGCAAGUGCAGUCGGACAUUUUUAUCAGUUAGUUUAGCAGCAUAGUUAAACUGGGCUUCUCCUCUAACAGGAAGAGCAGUACAAUCACCUGGAUGAGCUGGAGGUGACUCGGGUCGACAAGCAGGUGAACGACGCGAUGGUGUGGAUGAAUGGCAAGAUGAACCAGCAGAACAAUCAGGAUCUGACUGUGGACCCGGUGGUCAAAGUGUCAGAGAUCAAGGCCAAGACUAAGGUACCGAGGGGACGUCUAACACCCACAACAUGAUGAAGAAAAAAAGGAGUGUAUGAAGAAUAAAAAAGAGGAGAAAGAGGAAACUAAAUGUUCUUUUUUUAAUGCAUGAUUUUUUACACAAGUACAGCAUGUCAUUUUCUUUUCAGAGGUUUACAUAAGAUUCAGUGAGCAGUAGAAUUUUUUAAACUUUACAGCCAGCAGUAAAAACAAUUUUCAGCUUACAAAACAACUGCUGUCUCCAAAAACAGCUGCACUUUCAGCAGAAAAAUAAGUGUGAAAUAGUCAAACAAGCCGUCAUUGUGCAAGUUGGUGAGAUUUCUCUUUAUUAAAAUAAAAUCUGCUUUUUCUCUCAAACAAUCCUUGAUGUUUCCCUUUCAGGAGCUUUAUUCAGCCUGCAACCUGGUGGUGUCCAAACCUAAGCCUAAGGUGGAGCCACCCAAAGAGGAGAAGACCGAGAACGGGCCAGUCAACGGGCAGGAGGGAACGGAGAACCAGCCAUGUAAUCCAGACAAAGCCACACCAGCAGGCGGGGAACAGGGAACAGCGGAGAACAAGCUCCCUGAAAUGGACAUCGACUAAAUGUUGCAGCCUCCCUCCACUGCUGAGUCCCACCUCUGUUUUUCCUGCUACCCACUCCCAAAUCUGUGGUUCUUCUGGGAUAGUUAUUGACGUCAGAGUAGCCGCUCUCUUGAAGACACAGACCGCAGCAUCCCUUAUCAAUAGGAUUCAUCACUCAGCCUCUUGGGCAUGUCAUAUCUCAUUUUCUCUGAUGAAUACAAAAAUAUCGCUUAAUAUUGAUAAUAAACGGACGACUUCAUGACCUAAAAGUUGUGAGUGUGGGAUGGGAAACUCUCUCUCUGUGUUGCUUCGAUGGCCGUUGUGUUAAAGAUUGUUUUGUUCAGCACCCUCUGAGCAUAUUUAAUCCAAGAAUGUCAGAUUUGUUGAAUUGUAGGCAAAGUGGCUGUGCAGAGGAAAGCUAGUAAUACAGAAUUUAUAUAAUGUAAAAUAUUGCAGUAUGUCAAAAUGAGAUAGAAGCAGUUAAAAAUGUAAACCAUGAAAUAUAGUGCAGUUUUUCCACUACAAAUAAUUGUAUCUGAUGAAUUACAAUGUUUUAGGUUUUAAAAAGACAGGCCGUUUAUGUUGAGUUUACUUGUACUGUAUGUUUAAACUAGAUACUGCAAGUUAAAGUCAUGCAGGAUGUCAUUGUCUGGCUUUUUCUCAUUAAGAAGCAGUGUUCUGUUGGUUGUUCUCUGGUAGCCUUGUAUUGCUUUUUUUUCUACUUGACGGUGUGGAUGCUGGUCCAGCAAAUUGCCUUCUGGGUGCUGCUGUUGUUGCCACAUCACCAUAAAAAAGCAAAAUAAAUCUUGUCCAAAAAAAA